Messenger RNA from Scheffersomyces stipitis CBS 6054, 1518 nucleotides. It is a transcript of the gene GCD2, whose product is annotated as translation initiation factor eIF2B subunit delta. The transcript is spliced from 2 exons. Lineage: Eukaryota; Fungi; Ascomycota; Pichiomycetes; Serinales; Debaryomycetaceae. The record is from RefSeq and is a predicted model, not a curated record. Bases 1 to 1518 code for a protein of 505 amino acids.
AUGACCGAAGAAAACAAAGCCAACAUUAAGGCAGAAGGCAGUACUGCUAGUACAGGAGCCGGAUCCGAAACGGCAGCCAAUUCGGGCGAAAAAGUGCUUUCCAACAAGGAAUUGAAGGAGUUGAAGAAGAAAGAGAAAGCUGCGAAGAGAGCAGCGCAGAAGGAAGCAAUUGGGAUCAGUCCAGAGCAGCAAAAACAGAAUGCUGAGCAGAAGAUAGACAAAAGGAAAAACCAAACCGCCACCAAUACGAAUUUGAAAAAGCAAUUGGACCAGACUGUGAUCAAAGAUGGGGCCAAGAGGAUUCCUUCUUUGUUCAGUCAUUUGGAAACGCGAGAGCAGAGGAAUGCUCUGUCACCUUCAAUAUCUCACAUAGUUCAUCCUGCCAUACUUUCAUUGACGUUGAAGUAUUCGACGUAUAAGGUCGUGGGAUCGACUUCCCGGUUGAGAAACAUGUUGCAAGUGUUCAAGAUUGUUAUUCAGGACUAUCAUACACCAGAGAAUACGACUUUGACCAGACACUUAUCGGGCCAUUUAUCACAUCAAAUUGAACAUUUGAAGACAGCAAGACCAUUAUCUGUAUCUAUGGGAAAUGCUAUCAGAUGGCUUAAGCAAGAGAUCUCUCAUAUUUCCAUUGACACGAGCGAGAGUAAAGCUAAGGAGACCUUGUGCUCCAAGAUUGACGACUUUAUCCACGAGAAAAUAGAUCUUUCCGACCGGGUCAUCAUCGAAAACGCGUCACAGCAUAUCACAAAUGAUUGUACCAUCAUGACUUAUGGCCAUUCCGAAGUUUUGGAGAAGCUCUUCAAGUACUGUGUCAUAGAGCAGAACAAGAGGUUCAACUUAAUCAUUGUAGAUUCCCGACCUUUGUUUGAGGGAAAACGUCUCUUGUCCAACUUGGUCUCAACCAAUUACCAUCCCGAAAUAGAGGAGUCAGAGUCGGAGGUCCACUAUGUGUUGAUUAAUGCCUUGUCGUCUACACUUUUGGAAGAUGUGGACUGUGUCUUUUUGGGAGCCCAUGCCAUGUUGUCCAAUGGACGUUUGUAUUCUCGUGUUGGAACUGGUUUGAUAGCCAUGAUGUGUCAUAGCAGAAAUAUCCCUGUGUUGACCUGUUGUGAAUCUGUGAAGUUCUCCGACAAAGUACAAUUGGAUUCUGUCACUACGAACGAGCUUGCCGAUUGUGAGGACUUGGUUCAUAGCAUCAACUCGAAGAAACCUCCACAAAAGAAGUCAUUUGCCAUGGAACAAUUCAUCAAACAGUGUGAUGAGGAAAAAGCUUCCAAUAACAAGAACAACAAACAACAGCAACAGCAGCAUAAGAAGAAGGAAGGAUCGGCUGAGCCAGAACAAGAAUCAGAUGAAGCACCUUUGAAAGACUGGAAGAGCUACCCCAACUUGAACAUCUUGAACAUCAUGUACGAUUUGACUCCACCGGAGUAUAUCAAGAAGGUAGUGACUGAGUUGGGAGCGCUUCCUCCUUCUGCUGUUCCUGUAAUCUUGAGAGAGUACAAAAAUACAUAA